Molecule: messenger RNA, 555 nt
Organism: Fusarium fujikuroi IMI 58289
Lineage: Eukaryota; Fungi; Ascomycota; Sordariomycetes; Hypocreales; Nectriaceae
Exons: 1
Coding region: 1-555 (184 amino acids)
Source: RefSeq, a predicted model, not a curated record
AUGGGUUACCUCACAUACGAGUCUGAUUCGUCAGUAGCGGACUUUGCCGUCUCCAAACAGGAAUACCUCACCUCCCGCCCAGAAGUUUCCUUUGGAUACAUCGCAACCAGUUCCCUCGUCUUUGACACAAAAGCCGCUUCCGAGCAUCGCAUUCUCCUUUUGCAGCGCGCUGAAACCGACGACGAUGCCGGCAAAUGGGAGCCUCCAGGUGGUGCCUGCGAUGACUGGGAUAAAACCAUCUUGGGUGCUGCCGCACGUGAGCUGCGUGAAGAAGCAAGUCUCGAUGCGAAAUGGAUCGGUGGCCCCGUCGACAGACCCCAUUUCUUUGCUCUUGAAGACGGGAAAAGAGUAUGCCAGUUCAACUUUCUGGUAUGUGUAGACAUGAGCAACCAAGCAGUGAAGCUAUCUCCGGAUGAGCAUCAGCGCUUCGUCUGGGCUACUGAGGAUGAGGUGAAGUCAGGGGAAGUGGGCGGCAUUGACAUCGAGUUCACAAGGGACGAAGUUCAGCGAACAGUGUUGGCAGCAUUUCAUCACGCGAGGAACAUCCACGUAUGA